Molecule: messenger RNA, 945 nt
Organism: Gregarina niphandrodes
Lineage: Eukaryota; Apicomplexa; Conoidasida; Eugregarinorida; Gregarinidae
Product: DNA ligase
Exons: 4
Coding region: 1-945 (314 amino acids)
Biological process (GO): DNA recombination; nucleotide-excision repair, DNA gap filling; double-strand break repair via nonhomologous end joining
Cellular component (GO): DNA ligase IV complex
Molecular function (GO): DNA binding; ATP binding; DNA ligase (ATP) activity
Source: RefSeq, a predicted model, not a curated record
AUGAUCCUGUUUCAGGAUUUGUGUGAAGUAGGAGAACGAGUGUGUGAAGUUAAAGGUACUACUGGUCGUCGUAUCCUAUACGAGUUUAUACAGCGGUCUAAAGAGGGUUUAGAAUUUGAUGAGUUUUACAUAUUUAUAAGACUCGUUCUUCCGCAGUUGGAUGAUGUGAGAAAGAGUUUCGGAUUGAAGGAAGUAUUGUUGGGUAAGAUAUAUUCUGAAUUACUAUCUUUGAAUGAUACGGAGAUGAAACGGCUUCGUUAUUAUAAGGACCCCAACAAAGCUCUGGCCAAUAUCAAUACGCCUAAAGGCAUACAAGUCGGAAACUUUCCUUCUGUUCUUUACUAUACGCUAGCAUCCAGACUUUCCUGUACGGAGUCGAGCAUGACCAUGGUACAAGUCAAUGAAUGGCUGGACCUACUAUGGGGCAGCCAAGAUGACAACAAAAGGAGAUAUGAGUUGUUCCAGAGGAUCAUCAAUGAGUGCCCACCAUUGCACCACAAAUGGAUUGUGAAACUUGUAUUAAAGAAUCUGGAGUUUUCAAUUGGUUAUGAAACUAUUCUGAAAAUGAUUCAUCCGACUGGUGCAGAAUUGUAUAACAGUAAUGGACAAUUGAGGUUAACAUUGGAAGAGGUUUGGUCCAAGACCACUCCCGCUUCGCUUCCCUUGGCCGGCGGUGUGACUCGCAAUCCUAAGCCUAUGUUGGCCAAGGCCGUGUCGCUGGAGCAGGUCCCGAAUACCUGCAGGUCGCUCGUUGAUGGGAGUAUGACUGCCGUCGCGAUCGAGCCCAAAUUAGACGGCGAAAGACUGUUGUGCCGUUAUAAACGUGCUUCUGAAGACGAUGAUGUUGAGCUCCUCUUAUACACACGCAGCGGCAACAGCGACUACCCAUCAAUGUACAUACCGUACUUGAAGACCUUCUUCGAUGGCGCUAUUUCGUCCACGUGA